Molecule: messenger RNA, 549 nt
Organism: Gigantopelta aegis
Lineage: Eukaryota; Metazoa; Mollusca; Gastropoda; Neomphalida; Peltospiridae
Exons: 1
Coding region: 1-549 (182 amino acids)
Source: RefSeq, a predicted model, not a curated record
AUGCGGAAACUAGCAGGAACUAGCUGGGGAGCAAAUGAGACAAUCCUCAAGAGAGUAUAUCAAGGAACUGUACGGCCGCAUCUUGAAUACGGCUCAUCAGCCUGGUCAACCACUGCAAAGACCAACCAGCAAGCUUUAGACAAGGUUCAAAACCAAGCUCUGCGAAUCAUAACGGGAUCCAUGAAGUCUACACCCAUUAAAGACAUGGAAAAAACUGCAGCAAUACAACCCCUUGGUGAGAGGAGAGAUGCCAAGAUCAUGAUCCAGGCAGAGAAAUUCAGGUACCUGCCCAAUCAUCCAAUGAAACAAAGAAUGGAUGGUCUGACAAAGAAUCGUCUCAAACGUAGCAGUUUCAUCCACCAAAGCAGAAGACUUACUAGAGAACACCAAGCUAACCCGUUACCAAAGACACUUCCAUUUUGCCCAACAGAUCUUCCACAACCAUGGAAUGAUGAACAAGCCAAUCUACAGAUCAGCAUGUCUGUCCCACAGUUGGCUUCAGCAGACUCCCAAAACGACCUGGUCAAACGGUCACUGGCAUGGCUAUGA